AUGGCAACAAAUAUAAUAAACGAUGGAGAAAUUACAUCAGAAAAUAAUGAUAAAAUUGAAAGUUCAUCACCACCAAAAGAUGAAAAUAAUAUUAAUGUUAGUGAUACUCCAUUUCAUUUACUUGAAGGUCGUUGGACAUUUUGGUAUACACAUCGACCAACAACAUUUCGUAAUAGUUCAAUUAAUUAUGAUUCAUGUUUAAAAAAACUUGGUACAUUCGGUUCAGUAGAAGAAUUUUGGUGCUAUUAUGAUCAUAUGAAAUUUCCAUCCGAACUUCCAUUAUAUAGUGACGUACAUUUAUUUAAAGAAAAUUUAAAACCUAUGUGGGAAGAAGAAGGUAAUCGUCUUGGUGGUAAAUGGAUAUUACGUUUAAAAAAAGGUUUAUCAACACGUUUAUGGGAAUUACUUGUUUUGGCUGUUAUUGGUGAACAAUUUAAUGUUGGUAAAGAAAUAUGUGGAAUUGUAUGUUCAAUACGUCCACAAGAAGAUCUUAUUAGUAUAUGGACAAAAACUGCAAAUAAUCAAUUAAUUACACAACGAAUUAAAGAAACAAUGAAAAAAGUACUUAAUUUACCACAAGAAUGUCCACUUGAAUACAAAACACAUAAUGAUUCUUUACGUGACAAUUGUAGUUAUCGCAAUACAGAUCGCAUGACAAAAUCUUUUGAAUCUCCAAAAUUAAUAUGGUGGAUUAUUAUUCCUAUAUGUAUUAUCUAUUUAUUUCUUAUGGUUCAUUGGCCAUAUAUUAUACCAUUGAAAUCUUUAGGUUCAUUUGGUGAUUUAUCAUAUUAUUUAAUAUCAAAUUAUCGUUUUCUACUUUUUCUUAUUCUAUGGUCUACUUUUAUUGCACAUUUUUAUGAAACAUUAAUUGCACGUCGAAUUUGUCGACAACUUAAUAUUGAUCAAGAAUUAACUUAUUUAUGGAUGGUACAAACAUUUAUUUUAGGAUUUCCUUCAUUGACUAUACUUCAACGGUAUAAACGUCAAGCAUUAUGGUAG
Messenger RNA from Rotaria sp. Silwood1, 999 nucleotides. The record is from the annotation of a GenBank genome assembly. NCBI's taxonomy places the organism in Eukaryota, Metazoa, Rotifera, Eurotatoria, Philodinida, Philodinidae.